UUGAUUUCCUUCCAAGAUGCGCGCGUUUAGCAAAACAAAGUUUCGUUCGCGAUCGAUCAAUAGUUCGAAGAGAUAGGAAAACCUAGAUUUAGGUCUCAUCUCUUUCGCCUGCAUGGCUGGCUAGUGAAACGUUACAUCCGUACCUUGCGCGUGUAACUUUGUUUGGUGUUCUAUCGAUCGAGAUCUGUUUGUUCAUGUCCUCAGUCGGGACAGUCCGGCAUUUCAAUGCAGGGCAGUUUCAAGAUACAACUGAUCAACAUGGGCACCCGGGCCGCGGCAUAGGUAAUCGCGGCGUAAUCGCGUAGUGCUUUUUGUGUUCCCUAAUGCAGCAGCGGCAGGCCACGGAGCCGGGCCGCGGCAGUAUGCAGCUGCUCAUGGAGCCUCUGUUGAACAUGAAAGUCACAGCAAAGAUCCGCAGCCUGUACGACUGCCAGCUGCGGCUCAUGCACAACAUCCAGCCACUGCCGAAUGGUGCGGAUAUCGCCAACACCGUCAAGUACUUCUCACAGACUUUGCUUAGUGUCCUGAAAGACGUGCCGAAGUCCCCGCUAGAACUACUUAGAGACCCGAGCAAUGACCACAUCCGGAUGGGGCUGUACCCCAACCUGGACUACAAGGGGCUGUUCAACGCCAUCUCGCAGCUCGUGGACUCCGCGCCGCAUCUGCAGUAUGGGGUGCAGGCGUUCGGCUCGGCAGUGCUGCAAUGUCUGGGAUGUCUGCUGCCGUUCCUGGAGUGCGACAUGAUCGACCACCUCCCGUACCUGGUUGCGUACUGCGUGGCCGUGUUCCCCGCCCAGCUGCACCGGGAGCUCCUCAACCUGCUGUGCUAUUACAUACUGCCGUUUACUAUCACGCGCCGCUACUCCGGCGACGAGGAGGAGAGCCAGGCGUCGCAGUCCGUGGCCGCCAUCAUCAUGAUGGUGUUCCAGCACUCCGACAACCCAGCGCACCACAGCCAACUCCUCGAGUGCCUCAUGUCCAUGAAGAGCACAGUGGUCCGUGACCUGCUACUCGUGGUGGCCCACGGGUCAGCCCGAGCGCGUCUGUCUGCGGCCCGACUGUUGCUGCACUACUGGCCGCCGCCCGACGACAAGUUGCAGGACAGGAGGCCGCCCACCAGCAGGACUAACGACCUGGCACCGUUCCUGUGUCAGCGCGACGCGUGUCCCAACGCCGGCUCCGCUGAGGCUGCCAAAGUAUGCUACGACCACUGCAUCAGCGUGACCUUCGCGUCAGACUCCCCCCCUCCCCUGUACCUGUGCAUCGAGUGCGCCAACGAGAUCCACCGCGAACACCCCGACCAACGCUUCUUCGACAUCCUGCACCCGAUGCAGCCGCUGUCUGUGCUGUGCGAGAACAAGAACUGCCGGUCCACUGACAAGUCGGUGUACUCAAUUUGCUUCUCCACUGAAUGUGCCAGCUACAACGGCAACCAUCCCAUCAGAUACUGCCACCAGUGCCACGGCAACCGCCACAACAGCCGGCGCGGCGCCGACCACGUCCAUCACACGCGCCUGCCGCAGGCCUCCAACAUGGAGAUAGAGCUCCAGGGCACCCUGCAAGACGCCAUCAUCAGUCUGCUAAAAGAAGCGAAGCCCAUUAACAUGGAGUGUCCAGACAGCAUGUGGACAGCUGAAACCGGCGCUAUACCGCGCACUGAGGUGCCCGACCCCAUCUCUGUGGAGGACAGGCAGCUGCUGGGCAGAUACGGCGUGUGGCUGAUGGUGGGUCUGUGCACGCCGGUGCCGGACACGCCGGACGAGAUGCUCCAGCGGCUCAUCUCCGGCCUGUUCCGCUGGUUCCACACCACCUCCUACUCUUACACCGGCGAGCUAGCCGACCAAGUUGAGAAGCUGAAAUCCAUGCACGUGUGUCGCUGGCUGGCGGCGCUGUCGGGGCGGCACCGGCGCGCGGCCGUGGCGUGUCUGUCGCCGCAGCUGUGCGCCGCCAACCGGCUGCGGCGCCUGCACAAACGCCUGUACCACCUGCUAGAUGGUCUUUCCAGGCUAUACUGCCUGAUCCCGUACGGCGUGAUCACGCAGGAGAUCUGGGACAGCAUCAUGCCGGAGUGGAUGGACGCCAUCUGCUCGCACGUCAACGAGAAGGACCUCGACUUGUUCAAGAACAUAAUCAAAAAGAUAAUGGAGCCCGACGGAGCGAUGGCGGGAGUUCAAGAGAAUCACAUGUACGACUUCGUAGCGAACAAACUGACCAAGGAGCCCUCCCCGCACACCGCCAUGCCCGCGCUCAUCUGGCUGCAGACGCUGUCGUACCUGACUGUGAAGAUCCCUCUGAAAGAGUUGUUCGAGAUGUUCAGCCAGUGCGUCGUCACGAUGCCGGAUAAAAUCGUCAAACCGCCGCCAGUGGAAAAGGUCCCCCGCACCAACGGCUCCAGCGGCUCCCCGGCCGACCGGGAGCGCCUCGACGAGGACAUGCAGCCGGAGACCCUCACCUGCUGCAUCCUCAUGCUGGACAUACUGCUCAAGCAGAUGGAGCUACAAGGGUCGCGCCUCAACAUCUCGGCUGUCAGCAGCGACAGCACCAAGCUACUGCGACUCAUGCUGAAGGCUAACCAGGCCAACACUGUCGAACACGCGGCCUGCCUCGCCGAAGGAGCUUGUUCGUACUGCGAGGCGGCCGCGCUGUGGCACCAGCUGGCCGUGGAGCUGGUGCGCAAGCUGGUGCCGGAGAGACCCAAGCCGCACUCUGAGCAAUCAACAGACGACGGCUGGUCAGACAGCCAGCCGAAAAAGUCCGAAGAAGACCGAAGUUCCAAGUCCGGGACCCCAGCCACAUCCGUGGAUGCGCUCCUCUCUAUCGCGCAUCCACUCGAGACCGGCAAGGCGUCCGUCGGUGGAGUGUUAGUCCACAUGCCCCAUUUUGUUCAUUUCAUGCAACUGUCUCUAAUAACUGACGUGGGCUCGGAUCAAACGCUGACGAAGUCCUCAGCCGACACGCAAAUAAUGACGGCGACAGUGGAGACGAUCACAGAGCAACUGGACGUGGCCGCAGCCUUACCAGCCGACCCGCCCGCCGCCACCGCGCACUCGGUGACACUUACUGACACUGACACCGCCACCGCCACUGCCCAUGUGACCACGCCUAACCUACACAACACCCAGUACGGCGCGCCUCCAGAAGAUGACAUGAACAAGUUCUGGUCCACGUCUGUUGGCAAGUUCCAGUUCAACAUAGAUGAACUGCCUCAGGAGCUGCAGUAUAUACAUCAGUUGUUGCAGGAACUCAAAAGCACCUCCCGCCCCGACAUCCUGUACCAGCUGCUGCAGUGUCUCCAGGUGUUGGUGCUGAACGCGCAGGCGCUGGCCGACCACCGAGGGUUCCUCAUCUGGUGCCAGGAGAACCUGCUCAUUGACAAUCUAUGGAACGUGUGCGACGCGCAACACUCGCACAUCUGUUCGGUGGCGGUGCCCAUCUUGUUGCACUGUGUGACGCUGUCCGGCGGCGGAGAUGUCUUCUGUAACAUGAUACGCGACGCGUUUCAUCACCAGGACUUUCAGCAGAGGUUUACGGCGGUGGAGAGGGUCACUAUUAUUAUCAGAUUCAUGGACGACUCCCCGGUCCGCUCGAGCCUGCCUCUCCAGACGGCACUAGCCACCGCCUUCUGCUACCUCAUAGCCAGCAUGGACGACGCCAGCGUGUACGUGGCCCAGCGCGCCACCCUGUAUAUAGGCACUAUACACGACCACGCCGUCGAUCUGCUCCUAUACUGCCUAGAGACACAAUUCGACCUGGUCAUCGUCGACCGUCCGAUGGUCCUCCAGUCCAUCUACCAACUACACAACACUCUCAGUGACAGGAAGAUACUGACGUGGGAGUUCUUUCUGAACAGAUUCGAAGCACUGUUUCUAGAAGCGCAUAUUAGGAGUAAGAAGAACAUCGACUUUGCUAAUUUGCGGGACCUAGUAUCCUCCGACACAUCACCCGACGCCUUCCUCUACAAGGUGAACCGCGCUCACUCCGCACUGUCCGUCUGUUCGCGGACCCAGCACUCCCUCAGUGCGCUACUGGGCGCCAAGUGGCCCUACAAGCGCACCGUCUCCGCGCCUGAACCCAAGCACCAGCACAUGCCUCCGCAAGAGCGAGAGAAGGUGUACUCCCGUCAAUACUCGGCCCCGCUGCUGAAGCGCAAGACGUCUAGAUUCGGUCUGGGUCAGCUGCUGGCCGCGCCGCCGCAGCCCAAGUCUAAUAACACACAAGACGGCUUCCACUCCCUAUCCGGCCGGUCCACAGAGGACAUGAGCUACAUGCCGCGCGCUGUGCACCUCGAGGAGACCGACAAGGAGACCACCAACCUACUGGUGUUCCUCCUCAUGCAGUUCUUGUCCAGAUCGGACCAGGCACACCCCACCGACGACAAAGCCGUGGCUCGAACUCAGGAGGUGGUCCUGAAACAUCUGUUCCUCUUGCUGGGGUACAACAUCGUGGAGAAGUACUUUCACAUGUCGCCCGUCACUCUCAGAAAAUCGUCCAUCUUCAACGCGUUCAUGGCGAACCUGCCGCAGGUUCUGGACCAGAACCACGUGAUGGGCGCGCACAUCGCCGAGCCCACGCUCGUGCUGUUACAGUACUGCAGCGGCGGCGUGGCGGGUGCGGCCGCGGCGCCCGUGACCCACUCGCUGCACGCUCUAGAGCCGCACGUGAGGCGGCACUGGCUGAUGGCCUUACUCGUCUUCUUGUAUAAAUACCACUACGACAGCGGCCCACUAUGCGCAUUAGUCCAGUCUCUAGUGCGCAUAGUAGUGAACACCAUCGAGGCGCAGUACCACCAGUGCAAGCGCAUCCCGCCCAUGAUCGUCAUGCCUUCCCGCGCCAGAGAUCUGUCCCAGCCGUCCCUGAAGACCGACGGCGCGGAGGCGUGCCACAAGUCGCCCGCCACCAUGCACACGCACUGGGAGGAGCCCAACACACACGAGGACCACCGCUUCCAGCAGUGGAGCGUGGACCAGGAGUCCUCAGAGAGCUCGCUCAUCGCCAUCCCCGAGACCUCCGACAAGUCCGACACCACCGCGCACGCCACGCAACCGGGUUCAUUCGACGAGCCGUCUCACUACGAGGAACCUCCUAAAAUGGAGACCCCGGCGCACACGCCCAACCCGCCACUCAAUAAGCUCGGUGACGGCUACUUCUCCGCGUCGCAGGCGGGGGCGGCACGCGCGCCGCAGCUGUCUACUAGCUCUUCUGUGUCUAUUGGCAGCGACUCUUCUAACCUCAAAUCGACCCCGAUGAGCAGUCAGUCGGUGGAGAUGUGGCCCGAGCAGCUGCACGCCGCGCCCCGCGGGCCCAGCAAGCAGAAGCGGAUCAUCGUGGGCAGCAGCACGUCGCCCGACACGGCGCCGUCGUCCAACGGCGACGGGCACUUCGCGCACUGGCCGCGCGCCAAGUCGCCGCCGCACCGCCACAUCAAGAGCCCAGGUACUGUCAUACAGGGUGUUCCAGUGGGCAGUGGUACGUCUCCCGACAGCGACGGGCACUUCGCGCACUGGCCGCGCGCCAAGUCGCCGCCGCACCGCCACAUCAAGAGCCCAGGUACUGUCAUACAGGGUGUUCCAGUGGGCAGUGGUACGUCUCCCGACAGCGACGGGCACUUCGCGCACUGGCCGCGCGCCAAGUCGCCGCCGCACCGCCACAUCAAGAGCCCAGGUACUGUCAUACAGGGUGUUCCAGUGGGCAGUGGUACGUCUCCCGACAGCGACGGGCACUUCGCGCACUGGCCGCGCGCCAAGUCGCCGCCGCACCGCCACAUCAAGAGCCCAGGUACUGUCAUACAGGGUGUUCCAGUGGGCAGUGGUACGUCUCCCGACAGCGACGGGCACUUCGCGCACUGGCCGCGCGCCAAGUCGCCGCCGCACCGCCACAUCAAGAGCCCAGGUACUGUCAUACAGGGUGUUCCAGUGGGCAGUGGUACGUCUCCCGACAGCGACGGGCACUUCGCGCACUGGCCGCGCGCCAAGUCGCCGCCGCACCGCCACAUCAAGAGCCCAGUGGGAGCCCUGACCGGAGUAGCCUACGCGUCGCCCGAGUCUCCCCUAUCCAAGAUGGAGGUAUCCUGGUGGAAGGAACCCGCCAGUAAUAGGACACCUCACCUUGCCGAGCCGUUCAACAUACCGCCCACUGAGAGACUGCUGCCGAUCGGUCCGAAGCCCAACAUGGAGCAGUACCCCGUGUUCAACGCACUCGUCGACCGAGUCAGGGAGGCACUGAGUCUACCGCCAGAUGAGUCAACAGACAAGACGGACACGGACAGCCGCUCUGAAUCCGAGGCCGCCGCGCGCCCGCACGACCUCGCCAGCAAACUGGCCUCCGAACCACCUAAAAUAGGGUCCCGAGGCACAUCUCCACGUCGUUUGGCCCGUCAAGCAGCACAACUAGGGUCCCCACCGGACUUAGAGAUUGACCCGCCCGCCGCGGCCGCCAAACAACCGCCGGACGCCGUCAAUGAGCCCACCCCGGGCGUGCUGGGCGGCGGCUGGUGGGAGGACAGCACGCGCGCCGGGCGCCGCGCCGCCCACGCCGCCCCGCAGCCCGCGCCCACCACCAACAUGUGCUACCGCUGUGCGGAAUGCGGCCAAGCGGCCGAACAAUACAGCGACUCGGAACUCGGACUAUGCGUGAUAGUAGUUGCGUGCUUCGUGCACCGCUCGCCCGCCGCCGCCGCGCCGCUGCUGCCGCCCAUCCUGCACAACGUCAGCAGAAUCGUGCAAAUGGGCAACUACCUAUGGCAGAGCGAGAGCACAACUCGCCUCCCAGGCAGUGCGGUCGCAGUGGCCCAUCAGUUCCUGAGAUGUGUGCUGCAUCAGCUGGCCAGCAAUAAUGUGUUUCUGCAGCUUUUUACGCAGAGGACUAAAGAGAAACAACGCCUGAUCUUCUUCAAGAGCAUCGCCCAAGCGUUUGUGGACUUCAACGAGUUGUACCCGUGCGGACCCCUGCAGCUGGUGGUGGAGCACCUCAACUCCAAGAAGACACUGCCCACUGACAUCCUCCUAAUAGUCUCGUCCAACAUCUCGAUGUACCUGGAAUGCCUGGCCCCCGAGGCCCUGGGGCCGCUGUCGGCGUGCGCGGCGCUGCUGCAGGCGCUGGAGCAGCUGCUGCGCGCCGCUGUGCUGCAGCUGCCGGCGCUGGACGACGUGCUGCCGCUGCUGCGCGUGGCCGCUGCCGCGCUGAGGAUACCCGGCGCGGCGCAGUGCAAGAGUAUCCUGGAGCCGAUAUCCAAGCUGCUCUCGUACGGCAUCCAGAACUUCGUGAUCAAGCUGUCAGUCAUAACCGAGCUGUCGUCCCUGUGCGUGCGAACCUUCGCGCGAGACAGGGACAAGCUGCUGGUGUGCAGGGUACUGGUGUACGAGUUGAUGCAAGCUCUGCGAACUAAAACUACCAUCCCCGAUGAAAACUUCUUUGUUCUACUGCAGUUUGUGUUGCAAGGUCACGGCUGCACCCUCCUCCUCCCGCCCGCCCUGGGCCGCGGCUGGCUCACGAGCGAGGGCGAGGGCGGCGCGGGCGACUGCAUGAGGGCACAUCUACACGACUGCAUAGAGCUGCUGACCGACCCGCACACUACUAACAAGAUUAAGGGCUCCGUCUCCAAGUCCAUCGUGAACCGCAACCUAAUCUGCCUGAACGAGGACACGCUGGGCGCGCACGUGAAGGGGGGUCUAGCACAGUAUGUGGCCCAGGAGCUGAGCCUGGAGCAGCGGGGGAAGCAGGGGCCCAGGCACCCGCCCUGGCUGAGCCAGGGGCCCGCGCCUUCCCGCGAAGUGUCGGAGUGCGUGACUCGCGUGCGACUCAUCUCGUGGCUGGUGAUGGGCGCGCUCUGCAACUGCGUCGGCGGCGGCGUGCAGCAGCCCAUCCCGCAGGACGCCACGUGCCACGUCACCGACCACAUACAGACAAUAAUGUCUUCCUACGUGGAACAGACUAAGCCGGCACCGCAACGUAUGAACGCCCUGUUCCACGCCUUCAUACUGUGCCAGCUGUGGACCAUCUACCUGGAGCAGAUCGCGCGGGCGUCUACUCCGAACAGCGAGGCGUACAACACGACGGUGUGCCUACUCCUGGACUUCUGGUGCAAGGUGCUGCCCAGCGUGCUGCAGGUCACCGUGCAGAGUAAAGUGUUGGCAGAGACAGUGAACCUGCACUUCCUGAGUCUACUAGAAGCUCUCCUAGAGUGUGACUCCACGGUGCUGAACAAACUGCUGCCGCUGUGGACUCCGAUUAUACACUCGCCGCUGUUCAAUAUGCCGCGCCACGUGUCGUCCCGCCUGACCGCGUGCGUGAACGCGCGGCCCGCGCCCGCCGCCCCGCGCGCCGCGCCGCGCCGCCUGCAGCGCCUGCUGGCCAAGAUGGCGCAUCUCGACCUGCAGCCUACCACCUUCUAUCUCAUAUAAACUGUAAAAAACAAGUGAAAUCCUUUGGUAAAGUAGCGACAUCUAGUGUAUAAGUGACAAGUUAGUGACAUCGGUUGGUCAACUUGAGACCAAGCGCAGAGACUACUAGCUAAGAUGGCGCAUCUACACCUGACGCCUACUACUUUCUAUCUCAUAUAGACUGGCGACAUCGCACGCUAAGAGAAAUAGUAAUAGACAAGUGACAUUUGUUGAGAACUGUGGCAACAAUCGCAGAUGCUACUAGGAAAGAUGGUGCAUCUAGACCUACAGCCAGUACCUUCUAUCUCAUAUAGAGUGGCGACAUCUAGAGAACUAGACAGAGACAAGUUUCAUAUGUUGGUCAAAUUGAGAACUGUUGUAAUAAGCAAGGAGACAGCUCGCCAAGAUGGCUCAUCUGGAUCUACAGCCUACUAGUUUCUAUCUAAUUUAGAGUGGCGACAUCUAGUGUAUAAGAGGCAAGUUUGUUAAUCUGUUGGUCAACUUGAGAACUGUCGUAAUAAGCGCAGAGACUAAUUGCCGAGAUGGCGUAGCUAGACUUACAACCUACUACUGCCUAUGUCAUAUAGAACUAGUUAUUGUUAGUUAGGCAAGUUGCGUUAAGAUGGACGCAGUAAUAAGUGUGAGUUGCUCUGUAUAGAUGGCAGCACAAGUGAAGACAUACCUACAUCGCGGUGUAGAAGUUUUUUUGAGUAAAAUACGAACUGUCAGGCAGAUGUAUAGAGGAUUAGAAGAUAAAUGAGAGUAAUGGGUUGUAGAAAUUAAUAUACUUAAAUAAAUAUUGUUAGGAAUAAAUUGUGUGAGAAAUGUCACACUAGACAAUAGUGAAUACAAACCAAUAAAAAUAGUUUAUUUAUUAUUGUUACCAAUACCUAGGAGCACUAUAAAAUAAACCGUGAUUAAAUGUUGGUAAUUUAACAAUUCCGAGUUACAGCUAUUGAUAUAGUUACGCACAUAAUUUAUUAUCUGUUUUUUACAUAGAAUAAAUAAAAUAUAGAAUAUUGUAUUUGUGUAAUCCAUUCUUGUAGGUACUAUUGUACUAGCCAAAAUUACUGUUAUUGUGUGUUAGAAUCAUAGAAUAACAAGUACAAUAGUACUAGUACUCGUUAUUCUAUGGUUAGAAUGUAGGUAAAAAGGUCAUUAUUGUGUCAUAUUUAACUGUUACAGGUUUUUAUGUAAGUAAUAAAAUAUAGCCAUUAAAAAAA
This is a messenger RNA of Plutella xylostella (diamondback moth), 9601 nucleotides long. NCBI's taxonomy places the organism in Eukaryota, Metazoa, Arthropoda, Insecta, Lepidoptera, Plutellidae. The record is from RefSeq and is a predicted model, not a curated record.